AAUUACAUUCUAUUCUCCUCUCGACUCUUCGUCCUAUCCAUCUAUCCGCACAAACUUCAGACUUGCUAGUUUCUUCAUUUGGAAGACAGCAUCCCCGUCAUUCUCUUCUCCUCUCUCUAAUCUUCUAUUUAACACUUUGGAAAUUAACUACGUUUGUUCAAAGACUUGUCCUUUUCUCUUAAUCCCUUUUUCCCAUUUUAAGGAGCCAACACACAAACUCUUCUUAAUGUAUAACACUUGUCUUAAAAUACCAGACAUGUUUCAAACUUCUGGUCCUAAUCAUGACUUCUUUGCUCACCGAUGUGUAUGGGUGAACGGACCUGUCAUCGUUGGGGCUGGCCCUUCAGGUCUAGCUGUUGGUGCUGGCCUUAAGAGACAAGGGGUGCCAUUCGUUAUACUCGAAAGAGCAAACUGCAUUGCCUCUCUUUGGCAAAACCGCACCUAUGAUCGCCUCAAGCUUCACCUCCCUAAGCAAUUCUGUCAACUACCGGACUUCCCAUUUCCAGAGGAGUUCCCAGAAUAUCCCACCAAGUAUCAGUUUAUUAGCUAUCUUGCAUCUUAUGCUAAGCAUUUCGAUAUAAAUCCACAUUUCAAUGAGAUUGUGCAGUCUGCGAAGUAUGAUGAGACCUUUGGUUUGUGGCGAGUUAAAACCAUUUCAACAAGCAGUUCAGAUAUUCCUAUUGAAGUCGAAUACAUUUGCAAAUGGCUUGUGGUGGCCACUGGAGAGAAUGCAGAGAAAGUUCUGCCAGAGUUUGAAGGCUUGCAGGACUUUGGUGGCCAUGUUAUGCAUGCUUGCGACUACAAAUCCGGUGAAAGUUAUCAUGGAAAGCGUGUGCUUGUUGUUGGCUGUGGCAAUUCAGGCAUGGAGGUCUCUCUUGAUCUAUCCAACCAUAACGCAUGCCCAUCAAUGGUUGUUCGCAGCUCGGUUCAUGUCUUGCCUAGGGAAGUUCUUGGGAGAUCAACAUUUGAGUUGGCAGUAACAAUGAUGAAAUGGCUGCCACUUUGGAUGGUCGACAAGGUAUUAUUACUUCUUUCCAGGCUAAUCCUCGGAAAUGUUGAAAAAUAUGGUCUGAAAAGGCCAUGUUUAGGACCUUUACAGCUCAAGAAUACUCAUGGAAAAACCCCAGUAUUGGACAUUGGUGCACUAGAAAAAAUAAGAUCUGGUAAGAUCAAGGUUGUCCCUGGAAUCAAGAGAUUCUCUAGUGGCAAAGUGGAGCUUGUCAACAGUGAAAUUCUUGAGAUCGAUUCUGUAAUUCUGGCAACUGGGUAUCGCAGCAAUGUACCUUCAUGGCUAAAGGAGAAUGAAUUCUUUGCUGAAGAUGGGAUUCCUAAAAAUCCAUUCCCUAAUGGAUGGAAAGGCAAUGCUGGGCUUUAUGCAGUUGGGUUCACAAGGAGGGGUCUAUCUGGGGCGUCUCUAGAUGCUAUGAGCGUAGCACUUGACAUUGCCAAAAUCUGGAAAGAAGAAACCAAGCAAAAAAAGAAAACUGUGGCAGCUCGUCAUAGGAGAUGCAUUUCGCAUUUCUGAAGCCGCUUUUUUUUUUUUUUGUCUCUUCAUUUCUUUUGUUCAGGGACAGAGAUAAAAAAGAAAAAGAAAUGAGAUCAGUUUGUGUAGAAAAUAAUGUAGAGCACAAGAACCGUAGCCCUCUCCUCAAGAAAACCCAAGAUUUGCAAAUAAUUGGGGUUUUUUUUUUUUUGUACAAAGGAAGAUGAGGCUUAUUGGUGUAAUAAUUUUUUUCCUGGUUCAAAGGAAUUUUGUAUCACACUUUUUUAA
Molecule: messenger RNA, 1771 nt
Organism: Populus euphratica (Euphrates poplar)
Lineage: Eukaryota; Viridiplantae; Streptophyta; Magnoliopsida; Malpighiales; Salicaceae
Product: probable indole-3-pyruvate monooxygenase YUCCA3
Exons: 3
Coding region: 227-1525 (432 amino acids)
Molecular function (GO): NADP binding; N,N-dimethylaniline monooxygenase activity; flavin adenine dinucleotide binding
Source: RefSeq, a predicted model, not a curated record